AAUGAUCACUGCAAAGUUCAGUGAAUGAGGUGUGAGCAUGCUUUUGAGGUCAGAUUGGCUUACGAGAAUAGGAUGGUAAGCACUUAGUUCUUCCCAGCUUGGUAAGGAUUGCAAAUACGAUUCGCGAAGUUCAUCUUUCGACGCAUUAGCACUGGCCGCCAUCUCCAGAUUUUGUUGUCUAUUCGAUCUCUCCGUAAGGCGCUUCCGUUCAUGGGCUAGGUAUGCCGCCAAAAAAGCCCCGCCCGCAAGAGGGUUCCCAGUCUGCUCGUGCCGGGCUUUCAACAGAUUUUCGGAUUCGACGAAAUCACUCCGCAGGGCAUCGAUUUCCCAGAUUUGAAACUCUCUUGGUACCUCGACAAGCGUGUCCCCCCGACGGAUGGGUCGAGUCCCAGCCACAGAAGCCUGGAAGGUUCGUCUCGUCGCCUCGAUCUUGCCGUUCCCACACCAUGCCUUGUUAGUCGAUGGAUCAACGCUGCUCGAAGUUCCAUUUUUGUCGCAAGCUAUUUCCAAAAAAUCUGCGAACGAUGGAUCGAUCGCCAAGUCGKGAUUUAGAACGCUUUUAGAAGUGGUUGGUGUAUUCCUUUUGUUCAAUACCAAACCCAAGACAAUUGCUACUGCAAGCACGGCAGCACCGUGGAUUGUAAUCUUAUUGAUGCCACUACCACUCUUCUUUUUGGUUCCUUUUCUCCUGUUCAACUUCAAGUUGGUUCUACGAACCGAAUCUUCUCUCACGUUCCUUUCUUUGUUGCCAGCCAUGGUACUGUUGCAGCAGUGCAAACGACUAUCUUUGACGGCAUCAAGCCCUAUGCCUUCUUCAUUUUUUGUACCGUUCGUUUUCAAGGCAAUUCCAACACCGCAUGACUUCAAAGCAAAAGAGGAAAUGUACGGUACUGUACGUACGUAGCGGUACUACGGUAUGUUUGAGGGAUCCUGAAAAAAGAUUCUCAUUUCUCAUUUCAAUUUCAAAAUGCGAACAGCGCAAGCAAGACAAGGAGGAGAGGAGAGGGAGGUAGAAGUUGUGUAACACCGUCGUUUAACGCUCAUACCGUACCGUACGUACUAUACGUACCCAUACUGUAGUUAUUAAAGUACUACUUUAGUAUUUUUCAGAAACCCUCCGGAAUCACAGCUUUCGUGAGUCGCGAGGCAGGUUCUUUGAUUCGUUCAAAAUUACCGAUACAUCAGUCCCUAAUCCUAAAUUAUUGGUGUACAAUAGCUCGAACCCUACAGUAAAUGACCGUACCGGCUUACUAUUUACUAAAUCAUCUCUGUAGGACAGACAACCUUAUCAAAAUUCUGGAAACCGGUUAGACGUCCUUCAUCACACCUCGAAGCUCCAACGCAAACGGCCUACCUAGAAAUAACCUUUUCUCUCCUUUGACCAUACCGAGAAAAUAAGACCAGCAAGAUGGUAGGUUUGUGAUGUGAUGAUGGCGACGCAAACAAGAAAUAAAGAAUGGAUUCAAGCAGGAUAUCGCAACUAGAUGUCACCAGUUAGUUCAUCAGCGCAGCCUUGGAUCCAAGUUGUUGGGCGAGAUGGGUAGCAUUCAUUCAUGAGCAUUCUGUACAGAUUAUCAUGAUGUUACCACCCAUGUGGACGUUCUGAUGGCAGAACUCCAUGCUGCCAAAAAUUCCCCACGUAGUGAAGCAUUUACGGGGUGAAUCACUAGCGCCAAGCUUGGUCGUUCGGAGCAUUGUGAUUUUUUUAACGUGAUGGUCGUUGUCUGACACGAAUUCACUCGUUUGUCUUUCUUACCACCACAGACUAAGGGUACCACUUCAUUCGGAAAGCGACACAACAAGUCGCACACCACUUGUCGUCGAUGCGGAAAGGUUUCUUUCCACAUCCAAAAGUCGACUUGCUCGUCGUGCGGAUACCCCUCCAAGAAGAUGAGACAGUACAACUGGGGACAGAAGGCUAAGGGUCGCCGCACAACAGGAACUGGCCGCAUGCGAUACAUGAAGACCAUGACCCGUAAAUUCAAGAAUGGAUUCAGAGAAGGAACGCAAGCCAAGAAGCAAACCGCUUAGAUUAAUUUGAUUAGAGAUGAUUAAGUUAUAAUGAAAACCCCCCCUCCCCCGAUUCUUUUUUAAUGAAUUUUUGAUUGAUGUCUCAGUUAAAUGAAAGUAAACCACCAAUGUACAC
Pseudo-nitzschia multistriata is the source of this 2146-nucleotide messenger RNA. NCBI's taxonomy places the organism in Eukaryota, Bacillariophyta, Bacillariophyceae, Bacillariales, Bacillariaceae. The record is from the annotation of a GenBank genome assembly.